Molecule: messenger RNA, 3034 nt
Organism: Electrophorus electricus (electric eel)
Lineage: Eukaryota; Metazoa; Chordata; Actinopteri; Gymnotiformes; Gymnotidae
Product: cysteine and histidine-rich domain-containing protein 1
Source: RefSeq, a predicted model, not a curated record
UCCACCGCUCUGGAAACCUCCCCCCUCCACUGUCUUUACUGUGACUCUUUCUGGAUCCUUUCUCUCCUUUUUGGCAACUGAAAGUUCUAGAGUGUUAGGAAGGUGGCGUAAGUCGUCUUUUAAGUUCCUGUGGCCAACCAGGAGAGGAACACGACUGACCGUUCCAGGACUGAGAACUAUAGAGUGGCUGUAGAACCGGAGGAAUACCUACUGGUCAGAGCACUAUGGCUUUACUGUGCUAUAACAGAGGUUGCGGGGGCAGGUUUGAUGAAGACACAAACUCAGAUGAUGCAUGCCAUUACCACCCAGGAGUGCCGAUCUUCCACGAUGCUCUGAAGGGUUGGUCCUGCUGUAGCAAGAGAACAACAGACUUUUCUGAGUUUCUCUCGAUUAAGGGUUGUGCCCACGGGCGCCACAGCAACACGAAGCCCGAGGAUGCGCUGAGACCGGAGGUUAGGACUGAUAAAGGUGACAUGAAGCUCCACAGCAAUGAGGAGAUCAUCUACAAGGGCCCCAAAUCUGCUGAGGCCAUGGAGAAGCAGAGACCCAGCUCAGAUGAGCCCAAGGUCAAACUGAAAGUGAAGGUGUCUCCUGCGCUGACCCAAGUGCUGGACAAAAUGGAAGCCAGUGAAAGACAAAAGGAGGAGCAGAUUGAGAGCCAAGUCGUCUUCAUCGGGACGAAGUGCAAGAACACAGGUUGCAAAACUCUUUAUCAGGGCCCAGGGACAGAUGCUGAAAUUUGUACAUACCACCCCGGAGCUCCAGUCUUCCAUGAGGGAUACAAGUACUGGAGCUGCUGCUGCAUUAAGACGGAUGACUUUAAUGCUUUCCUCGACCAAAAGGGCUGUACCACGGGCAAGCACUGCUGGAUCCAGAAACAGGAUAAGAAGAAGGUGGCGUGUCGGCAUGACUGGCACCAGACAGGCACCCAGGUGGUGGUCACCAUCUAUGCCAAAAACGCCAAUCCCAAGCAUUCCUACGUGGAGGCCAAUUGUACAGUGCUGACAUGUCACAUUCAGUUUGAGAACAACAAGGAAUUGCACAAGGAAAUACAUUUGUGGGGGGUCAUUGACCCCAACUGCAGCUUCGUCAGCAUGGUGCCCACCAAAGUGGAGAUGACCCUGAGGAAGUCCGACGCCGUGGCCUGGGCCAAACUGGAGGACCCCAAACACAAGCCCGAGCCAGAGGUCAGCGAUGAGCCUGCCGGCACGGAGGAGGCCAACGCCCCCCCACCGUGGGACAUCUCAGACGAUGACAUCAGCGAUUCCGACUGGGAUGACACGGAUGACGAGGAGGAUAAAGAGGGCAAGGCGGAGAAGGAGGAAGAGGAGGAAGAGGAGGGUCCACCAGCACUGGAGGAAGCUAAACCCGUGCCUCUAGACAAAUAGUGGAUGUGUUCUGUCCAAAGAGCUACUGCAGUCACUGGCGUGCACUUCUUUUUAGAACGGACGACAGGACAUUUCUGUACACUCAGGCACUGACGCUAAAGACCGUUUACUCAGUUUUGUAUUUCUAGAGCUAGUUUAGGAAAAUAAGAACAUUAUCAUUUUGUGUUCAAAGAGGACAGAGAAGUCUUAAAUCACUGCAAAACAUUAAUAAUUAAAUCAUUUUGAAUAUUACCAGUAGGCUGUUGCAAUAUGUGUAAAAAAUUAAAUAAAUAAACAAUUUAAACAAAUGUCAUCCAUAAUGAAUUCUGGUGAGAAAUGUCAACAGAGUGAUGAUGAAAUCGGAGAGCUGCAUCGUCUAAGGUAAUUAUAACGAAGAAGAAUGUCACACCAAGCAAACAGCAUUGGUCACACUUUAUUUUUGCUUCAAAUUAACAGCAACAAUCCUGAAAUUGAGGUGUUAGCAGCCAAAGGACGGACCUUGAGUCUUGGAAGCUGGACUGCAACCCACAUGGCAAAAAAACAUUUAAAUUAUUUAAAAAGAUAAUUAACAAACUGUAAGAGUCAACAUUAAACAGUACGCAAUAUUCUUGCCAAUACUGUAAAAUGGAUAAUAAAAAAAGAUUUUUGAUGCCUCCUUUUAAAAAAUGAAAUGAGACAUUUUUUUUAGGGUCACAAACCCUAGUCUUUUCAAUUAUACCUUGCUAACAUCAUCAACAGACUGACAGCACGAGUGGCAAGAUUUAGGUACUGGUGAACAUCUUCAGGAUGUGUGCAGACAGGUAACCCUGCUUCUGGGAUUGCGGUGUUUAAGUGGCCGUCUUCAAGUUGCACUCAAAUCAUGUGUACAUAAUUUUUUUUGCUAUUCAAGAAAUACUGUUACACUUUGGCUCACAAAUAUCAAUGGAAGAAUAUGUGUAUUUAUUCUUCCUUUAUUUGGAAAACUUAUAUUGUACCAUUUAAAUUGCAUCCAAAGAGAAGCUUUCAGUCCUUGGGUAAACAGCACACACCAGGACGUUAGGUGACACUUGGGUAAGGGUUAAUUCUUCGGUUACUACAGGAAUGGAAUCAGUUUUCACACAUGGAUUAGGCAAUAAGCAAAUGUGAAUAUCUUAUGUGUGAACAUGAGAUUCAACCCUACAGAGGGAGACACCGGUACAUCGUUCUUCAACUCAGACAAUAUAUUAGUUUUUUUUAAUUAUAUGUCUUAUUAGAUAUGCCAUAAAUAGAGAUACAUUGUUCAUAAUAUGACUAAAAACACCUCAGAAGGAAAUUUACAUGAGUUUCAAGUUUGCGUUUUAAAGACUGCUUGUUUCCUUUCUAAAGUGCAACGCAAUAAAUUACCUUUUGAAAUGUACGACACUGAGUCCCCCACCCCCAGUAAGACGUCUCAGAAAUAAAAAAGAUAAUAACAAACAAACAAACAAAAAACAACAACAAAAGAAAAACCUAAACAAAAAUCAGCUCACUGUAACCACUGCGAUUUGUUGAUGAACUUGGCAGAACUUUACACCACUGAAGCUUCUAGAACGGCUCACCCAGCACGAGUGAUACAACAGCACGACUUAGCUGACAAUCACAGACCAAAAGGAUAAAAAAGGUUAUUGUGCUCAGGGACUGUAGACUUGCAGAGCAUGCGCAAAGCAUCC